This is a messenger RNA of Penicillium roqueforti, 1290 nucleotides long. RefSeq names its product putative iron-sulfur cluster-binding protein. NCBI's taxonomy places the organism in Eukaryota, Fungi, Ascomycota, Eurotiomycetes, Eurotiales, Aspergillaceae. The transcript has 6 exons. The coding region runs from base 1 to 1290 and encodes 429 amino acids. The record is from RefSeq and is a predicted model, not a curated record. Gene Ontology annotation, molecular function: iron ion binding; 2 iron, 2 sulfur cluster binding.
AUGGAUUCCACCGAUACAGACUACCUAACAUCUCUAACCUCCAUCCUCGUGGCCGUCGUGACACUUAUCUUUCUACUCCACCGAACAUGGCCCCAUUUAUCUCAACCAAAAGCCGAUAAAGUCACCAAAUCUAUUGCAAUCACCCCGCUAGAUAACUCAGAUUUGACCGUUUCCAAAGAACCCGAAAUCCCAGAAGGAUGGUGGAGCGGUCGGGAAGUCUUCGAGCUCGAACGGCGUGCGCUCUUCAGCCAAACAUGGCUCUAUAUUGCCCAUAUCUCCCAGUUUUAUAAGCCUGGCUCAUAUCAAUCUUUCGAGAUCGCCGGGUUCCCGGUGUUUCUCAUUCGCGGUAAGGACGACAAGAUCCGCGCGUUUCAUAAUGUGUGUCGCCAUCGUGCGUAUACUAUUACCAGGAAAGAAACUGGUGCCUCGACUGUUCUUGGUUGUCGUUAUCACGGCUGGAGCUAUGAUACCACUGGUCGGCUGGUGAAGGCUCCUCAGUUUGAUGAUGUUCCUGGGUUUGAUAAGUCGCAGAAUAGUCUAUUUGAGGUUCAUACUCAUACCACUGAUCAAGGGUUGAUCUUUGUGAAUCUCAAUUCUGGUGAGCCGGCUGUAUUUGACGGUGUGGCUUCGGCUUUGAGUGGAUUGGCUGGUCUUAGAGGGAAAUCUACUUGGGUUUCUGGUCUGACUUUGUCGGGAGACUUCAAUUGGAAGGCUGGAACUCGAUCUCGUCACCUCGAUACCUAUACCAGCGAGCUACAUCAGAGAAUGUCUGAAGUAUCGAGGCCAUCUCCCGCCAUGAAGCUUUUCAGGGCUAUGACGGGGAAGAGUAGUCUGGAAAAGUGUUCCUUAUUCCCGAUUACACUUAUUUAUUCAUUUCAGGAUGCGGGUUUAUGUCUUGCCCUUUCCUUCUUUCCCGCCUCUGAGUCGAAGACGAAUAUUCGCUACGACCUCUUCGCCCACUGCGCUGUCAAUAAACCUGAAAUUCAGAAAAUAUCCGAAGUAUCACAGAGUGUGACGAAGAAUUUGAUUAGAGAGAUUGAGGUUGAAUAUCAAUCUAUCUCUACUAAGCAAGGGUCUUCGGGCGAGUUAAAUAACACAGACACACGUCAAAUCUUAUGUCGACUCCAGGAGCACACAAAGCUCGAACGGAUCGAAGGGGGUCGGAUCCUCCCAGCCAUGCACAAGCCAGAAGGAAGCACUCUAUUCCAAAAGGCAGACCAACUUUGCAAAGAGCUAGAUUGUGUUAGCGGUGGAUCGCAGAGCGGUGCUUCAAGUGCACUUGACUGGUAG